AUGUCGUGGUCGUGGUUCAAGGAGGUGCUGGUGACGCUCGCAGAGCUGAUCCUCGCCAUCGGAGAGGUUAUAUGGCAGUGGUUGUGCGGUUGGGUGCCGGUUCUUCUGGUGGUCGACCUUCUCGGUCACUCGUUUGCUGUGCUCUUCGCCCUGCUUCCUGGGAUCAUUAUACCUUACUACACCCUGCCCGGCUCCUUUCUCGCGGUCACCUCUCAUGACAAGAACGUCGCCUUCGCCCUCUUGGGUGUUUUUCUCUUCGUCCUAAUGAUGACUGCCGGCCCGCUUGCCCAGAUGUGGCUUGCCGCGCUGAAGAUUCGACACCGAGGUUUCCGUCCGCCUUCUGCCGCCGUCUUUUCGUUAAAGACAAUUAUGCAGGCCAGUGCGAGGCCCGCCCUCUCUGCCCACCUGCUCGCCAAAGGCCUCCGGCCCAACGCCUGCGACCGUUGCUCGCCAAGCCCCCGGGAUCUCGAGGAGGGCCGCGCCAUGAUACACCUCGACCGAAUGUAUCAUUGCGUUGAAAAUUCUGGCAAGGAACUGGGCUGCAUUCCGGUCCUUGACCACUAUUGUUGGUGGUUGUGGGUCCCCGUGGCCUUGCCGACUAUCAAGAGCUACCUCCUCUUCAUGGUAUGGAUCGUGGUGUUCCAAACCGUGUCGCUGGGAAUUCUGGCUUGGCCUUUGGCCAUCUCGGCAUGGCAUUCGACCGCCUGGCUGUACGUCUUCAUCGCGGCCUGCUUCCCAUACAUGCUGGUACUCGUCCUCGCCGCCCCCAUCAGGAAGCAGUGGAGACGUCUGGCCUGUAUGGACUCGCCCGGCAAGGAGUACGCACAGUAUAUCCGCCAUCGACCUGCGCCCGCCUUCCCGAUGUAUGUCAAGCGGUCCGACGGGACGUAUGCUCACCGUUUGAUGAGCUACAAUCCCUGGGAUAAGGGAACCAUGCUCAACCUGCGGUCUGUUCUCGGAGACAACAUCUUGACCUGGCCCUUCUGGUUUGUCGUCCCCCGCCGUGUCCGUGACUACGGCACGGGCGAACAAGACUUGCCGCUGUCGUCCUGGUUCCUUCAAGACGUCCAGGAUACGCAGGCUUCUGGUGCCUUUACUUUCGCCAUGGCCGGUAUCCCGCUGCAGACGCUCGACCCGGCUCGCCAUCGACGCGGGUUCUCUUCGGAGGACUAA
Colletotrichum chrysophilum is the source of this 1173-nucleotide messenger RNA. RefSeq lists its product as uncharacterized. Bases 1 to 1173 code for a protein of 390 amino acids. The transcript has 2 exons. The record is from RefSeq and is a predicted model, not a curated record. NCBI's taxonomy places the organism in Eukaryota, Fungi, Ascomycota, Sordariomycetes, Glomerellales, Glomerellaceae.